Falco peregrinus (peregrine falcon) is the source of this 2237-nucleotide messenger RNA. RefSeq names its product smoothelin like 1 (gene SMTNL1). Gene Ontology annotation, cellular component: filamentous actin; microtubule organizing center. The transcript is spliced from 8 exons. Gene Ontology annotation, molecular function: protein binding. Gene Ontology annotation, biological process: actin cytoskeleton organization. Lineage: Eukaryota; Metazoa; Chordata; Aves; Falconiformes; Falconidae. The record is from RefSeq and is a predicted model, not a curated record. The coding region runs from base 635 to 1996 and encodes 453 amino acids.
CCCCCCCGUGCCUGUGAUCCUCCGUGUCCCCCAGUGUACCCUCUGUGCGUGUGACCCCCUGUGUCCCCCCAAGUCCGCCGUGUGUCUAUGACACCCCCGUUUCCCCCCACGUGCCUCACACCCCCCAUGUCCCCGUGUCCCCCGUGUGCCUCUGUCCCCCCAUGUUCCCCAUAUGACCGUGGCCCACCGUGUCUGCCUGAGCCCCUCGUGUGCCCGUGUCCGGCUGUGCCCCCCAUGUGCCUGUGACCACCGGUGUGUCCCCCCACAUCCCCCUGUGUCCUCCGCUCGUCUGUGUCCCCCGUGUCACCCGUGUGCCCGUGUCCCCCACGUCCCCCGCGUGUACGUGCCCCUCGGUCUCCCUUUCCCUCCCUGGGGUACCCGUGGCCCCCCGACCGCUGGCUGAGUGCCCCUGCCCCCUCCCCGUGGGCUCCUUUGGGGUGUCCCCGGUGGCGGCGUGUCCCCCGCCCACGUGCCCCGGCCGCUCCCGCGCGCUGCCCCGCGCCCGGCCCCACGCGUGCCCCGCGGGAGGGCGGGGAGUGCGCGCGGCACCUGCCCCCGCCGGGUAAAAAUAGCGCCGGGGCGGGCGGGGCGGCGGGCGCGGUGCGGAGCGGCCGGAGGCAGUGACCGCAGCAGCAUGGAGCCCCUGGGAGACACUGACACCCCCACCUCCGGCACCCCCACGUCGGACGCCCCCCCCACGGGGCCAGGGGAAGGGGGGGCAGGGGAGGGCAGCAGGGAGGGGGACCCCCUGGCAGCAGGGGUGGGGGGCACAGAGGACACAGAGGGGGACACCAGGGAAGCUGAAGGUGUAGGGGGCGACACCAAGGGAGCAGGGGACACGAGGGGGGACACCAAGGUGGCUGAGGAUGUCGGGGGAGAAACCAAGGGAGCAGGGGACACCAAGGCAGAUGAGGAUGGGGGGGGACACAACAAGGUGGCUGAGGUUGUGGGGGGACACACCAAGGGAGCAGGGGACACCAAGGGGGACACCAAGGCAGAUGAGGAUGGUGGGGGACACAACAAGGUGGCUGAGGACAUGGGGGGUGAUGCCAGGGCAGUGGGGGAUGCAGGAGGGGACACUGGGGCGGCAGAGGACACGGAGAGGGACACCAAGGGAGGAGCUGCAGGGGAUGCCAGGAGCGAUGCCAGGGCAGAAGCAGUGAAGGAUGCCAGGAGCACUGCCAGGGGUGACGCAGAGGCAGUCGGGGGGGUAGGCAGUGGGGGUGCCGCGGAGGGGCUACAGGAGCCGGCUGGGCCAGGGCCAGCAGCAGGCAGCACCCGGGGCUGGCAGGAGCCCACCUGGCUGCAGGAUGAGGAUGAGCUGUGGCCCGAGUUCCCCCCCAGCAUGUCUCCCGGGGGGGGCACCAGCCCCACAUCCCCCCUGUCCCCCACGUCCCCCACAUCCCCCACAUCCCCCACAGCUGGCACCAGCGAGGGCUCAGGGGGCAGUGAGAGGGGUGCACCAGCAGGGGGGCCACCGGGACGGGCACCCCCCGAGACGGUGGGGCAGAGGCCAAGGCCGGAGGGGUCCGGGGGGCGGCCGCGUGCCAGUGCCCGGGCACAGGGGCGCAGCGCCAUCCUGGAGAAGUUCGGCGGGGCAGCCACGGGGCCGGCCCCACACCUGAAGCGGGUCGGGGGCAGCGCUGCGGUCAAGGCCAUGCUGCUGGAGUGGUGCCGCGCCAGGACCCGUGGCUACCAGCACGUGGAUGUGCAGAACUUCUCGGGCAGCUGGGGCAGCGGCCUGGCCUUCUGCGCCCUCCUCCACAGCUUCUUCCCCGAUGCCUUCGACUACGCCAGCCUGGAGCCCGGCGCCCGCCGGCACAACUUCACCCUGGCCUUCGCCACCGCCGAGGAGCGGGCAGGCUGCGCCCCGCUGCUGGAGGUGGAGGACAUGGUGCGGAUGCCGGUGCCUGAUGCCAAGUGCAUCUACACCUACCUGCAGGAGCUGUACCGCUGCUUGGUGGCCAAGGGGCUGGUGAAGACCAAGAAGCGCUGAGGGGGGGUUCCCCCACAGCCCCCCACCCGUGCCACCCCCCUCUGCCUUGUCACAGAGUCCUCAUGGAGCGGUUGGGGUUGGAAGGGACCUGAAAGACCACCUGGUCCACCUCCCACCAGACCAGGUUGCUCCGAGCCCUGUCCAGCUUGACCUUGAGCUCUCGCAGGAAUGGGGCACCUGCUGCUGCUCCGGGCAGCUGCGCCAGUGCUGCCGCCCUCACGGAAAGAAUUGUGUCCCGACA